AUGUGGAGCAAACAGAAGCCAUCAGUGGAGCAUCUGAGAAUCUUUGGCUGUGUAGCGUUUGCUUUGGUGCCAUAUGAGAGACGGAUUAAGCUUGAUGAGAAAAGCAUCAAGUGUGUGAUGUUUGGAGUUAGCAAGGAGUCAAAAGCUUAUCGUCUGUAUGAUCCCGAGACAAAGAAGAUAUUGAUAAGCAGAGAUGUUCACUUUGAUGAGAAUAAAGACUGGAAUUGGGAAGUCAAUCUGCAGAGCAAUGAGCUGUCAUGGGAGGAAGUGAUGACAGAGACUGAGAGAGAAGUAGUCGAUGCUGCAGAUGAUCACGAGAAUCAAGCAGAGACAGAAGAUGGAGAAGAAAACCAAGAAGAUGAUAAUGCAGAAGAAGAAGUUGCAGAGGAGGAAGAAGAAGAGGAAGUCGUUCCAUCACCGGUGAGAGGAGGAAGACAGAGACAAGCACCGGUGUGGAUGAAAGAUUAUGUUGCAGGAGAAGCGAACUUGGUCAUAACAGAAGAGGAAGAUGAAAUCUUUGCUCUGUUUCUGCAACACGAUGAUCCAGUUACAUUUGAGGAUGCAGUACAAGAUGAGGUGUGGAGAAAGGCAAUGGAGGCUGAAAUCAAGAGCAUCGAAGAGAACAAUACAUGGGAGCUGAUGGAGUUACCAGAAGGAGCAAAAGUCAUUGGCGUUAAAUGGGUUUUCAAAACCAAAUUUAACGAGAGAGGAGAUAUUGACAAAUUUAAGGCGAGACUUGUUGCUAAAGGGUAUCAUCAGAAGCAUGGAGUCGACUUUCACGAAGUCUUUGCUCCUGUGGCUAGGUGGGAUACUAUCAGAUCGAUCCUCGCUUUAGCUGCAGAAAAUUGA
Molecule: messenger RNA, 849 nt
Organism: Microthlaspi erraticum
Lineage: Eukaryota; Viridiplantae; Streptophyta; Magnoliopsida; Brassicales; Brassicaceae
Source: the annotation of a GenBank genome assembly